This is a messenger RNA of Onthophagus taurus, 1417 nucleotides long. NCBI's taxonomy places the organism in Eukaryota, Metazoa, Arthropoda, Insecta, Coleoptera, Scarabaeidae. The record is from RefSeq and is a predicted model, not a curated record.
GUAUACAGAGGCCGGACUCCGGCUAAUAAAUUGGCACUCCUAUCUAUCCUUGUUCAACUAAUGAAAACUUCGUAUGAUACUUUCUCUCUCACAUAAACUGAAUCGAUGUAGAUGGCGCAAUGGUCGCGUUACAGUAGUAUUUAAAGAAACCAAUAGAUGGCACCAUUUAUUUCAAAAUUUUUAAGUGGUAAACUCGUAGACUUUAAAGAAGGCAAUAGAUGGCGCCAUGUAUUUCAAGUCCGUAAAUCUGUAAAUCCCAGAUGCGUCCAGUUCUCCAGGUUCUCCAGUUCUAUCAGAACUUGCGUGACUUGCUUAUUCAGCCAUUUCAACAUUUUUAUUUACUUCAUCAAUCUUUUAUCUGUGUCUUGUUUAAUUAUUGUGCAGUUUUGCCUGUUUAGCGUUUGAUUAUUACAUAGAUUUGUUUAGUAGUUUAUUUGUUUGUAUAACUUAGUUUUCAUUAGUUUAUUGCCAUAGUUCGUUAUCUUAGAAUUAGUUAGUUUUUAAGGCCUAGUAGAGUUUUAUAGUAGAAUUUAGUUAUAAUGGAUAGCAAUUGCUACAUUUGCGGACGUUCGGUAGAGGAAGUGGUUAAAUUAUUUUCUUUUCCAUUAAAUAUCAAUAAACAGUGAUUAUGGAAUGAGUGUCUUGGUGUACCAGCAGAAAACACGUACUCUAGACGUAUGAGAAUUUGCAACAAUCACUUUACAAUGGAAAGCUUUAUGUUGAAUAGGACCCCCUUGACCUUAAAAAGAGAUGCAAAGCCUUUAAGAGUGAUCAUGAAUGAAGCACACAUUGUAACGAGUGAACCGCUUAGACAGCCUGAACUGGAGCAAAAUAAUUUAACGGAUUCUGUCAUAGAGUUAAAUAUAACAAAAGACGCUGCCAUACCUUCCUCCGCUACAAAUCCAACAACAGAGUCAGUAUUUAAGAAGAGCCAGUUUAGUGCAACAAUCAAAGAAAAAUCACUGCGACGAAUUUUAAAGAACAAAGAAAAACAGAUCCGGAGACUUAAAAAGAAUUAUGAAAAUAAAACUACAUUACUGAGAGAUAUGUUAAGCACACCAGAAUCUUUUACUCAGGUUUUUAAAGAUAAGAAAAUAUCCUUCAGAAUGCAGGUCAGGACGCUUCAGCUUUCAGACAUUGCUGUUUACUUAAAUAAAUAGUUUGUUAUUUUUUAUCAGUUGUCUUUUAUAACUUAUCAUAUUUAAUAAAAUUGCUUUGUUUUAAUUGUUGUCUUGGUCGCUUUGUUACUUUAUUCUACUUGCUGAAAUAUUGUUCCUUUUCGCUUUGUUUUAAUUCUCGUCUUGGUCGCUAUGUUAUACAUAAUUUAUUCUGUUCGCUGAAAUAUUGUUAUAAUUGAUACGAACAGAUACAAAUAAAAAGAAAUAUUACAGUUUAUAUGAAUUCUAUGUUAUAAUUU